AUGGCGAGCUUCCGAAUCCCUGCACUGCGCCAUAUUACCUUAUCUACAGCGCCAUGUUUACGAGUGACGCAGCGCAGAUGGGCUCGAGUGCAUGAUAUCCGUUGUUUGGGAACCCAGCAGCCCGACAGGAUCUUAGAUAAAUACAAGGAGAAAUUAAAUAGGAAGGCAAAGGAGAAGGGGCUUCAAGAUAUCAAUGAAUUAAAGCGGGCUUACCAGGACAAAAUUGACAAACUGAAGAAAGACGCCUCCAUCGAAGUACCUAUUCCAAAUGUGCCCUCUCCAUCCCCAGACCCAGCAUCUGCGACAAGUUCUUCGCCGUUCCCACCACCUCCUCCGGCACCCCGGAUACCCACCGAGAAAGCCCCAACCUCGACUCCUGCCAUUAAAAAUCUAUCAUCCUACCUAGACCUCGAAAAGACCCGAGCCCUGCCAGAGAAAGAAUUAGAAGCAAUAUGGCGCUUGCGGCAUGCCCACGACUCCCAAUCUCUCUGUGCUGUCAUCCCUCUCCCCGUAUAUAAGACCUUCGAAGCUACAGCGAAACAAUACCCACAUUUUGUUCUACCCCUUCCAAAAGAAGGGCACGGUGCCGAGAUACACUUUUUGCAGUGGACAUUCCCUGCCCCAAACACGGUCACAGUCCUAUUCACUCAUUUAGCGGAAUAUAAAUUGAGGGGUGAAUACAGCCAGCCACAUACAACCAUUACCCAUCACUUAGAGUUGGCCGAGGAUAAAGGGGUUGUGAUGUUGUUGGGCCAGGUUACAGAGGGGAGAGGUGUGAGUGUUGAUGAGGCAAAGUGGUUAGUGAUGUGUUUGCAGAAGUUUUACGGCGCGAGUGGUGAGAAAGAGGAGAGGAGGAGACUAUUAGAGAUGUUUGGGAAAGGGGAUGCUGCGUUUAAUAUUGAGGAUUUGUUAGAAGAGGCGGAAAAGGCUGUCUAG
Venustampulla echinocandica is the source of this 936-nucleotide messenger RNA. Its product is annotated as F1F0 ATP synthase assembly protein-like protein Atp11. The transcript is spliced from 2 exons. Gene Ontology annotation, biological process: mitochondrial proton-transporting ATP synthase complex assembly. Bases 1 to 936 code for a protein of 311 amino acids. Gene Ontology annotation, cellular component: mitochondrion. Lineage: Eukaryota; Fungi; Ascomycota; Leotiomycetes; Helotiales; Pleuroascaceae. The record is from RefSeq and is a predicted model, not a curated record.